AUGCGUUUAAUUCUAAAUAUUUUUAUCAUCGGUAUUGGUUUAAUACCGUUGAUAUAUACAUCACCAGUUUCACUAGGUGAUGGUUAUUAUUUACCUUCAGUGGAAAAUGUUGAAACUCAUAUUGAUAAUUUAUGGACAAAUUUUAAGAAAGGUUAUGGUAUUGUAUAUAAUACAAGUAUUGAAGAACUUCAUCGUUUUAAAAUCUUUGCUGGUCAUGUUAAAAUGAUUGUUAAACAUAAUCUUGAACAUGAUCUUGGUUUACACACAUUUCGACUUGGCAUUAAUAAAUAUGCUACAUUGACAAAUCAAGAAUUUCGUCAACAAUUUAAUGGAUAUCGUCGUGAUAAGAAUUCUCAUUCACAAUUAUCCGAUUUUCGUCGUUUACAUGUUCCAGCUUCACCUUAUAUAGCUCUUCCAGUAUCUGUUGAUUGGCGUGAUCAAGGUAUGGUAACACCAGUAAAAGAUCAAGCACAAUGUGGUUCAUGUUGGGCAUUCAGUACUACUGGUGCACUCGAAAGUCAUCAUGCACGAUCAAGUGGUAAAUUAGUUAGUUUAAGUGAACAACAACUUGUUGAUUGUUCAACACAUUGGGGUAAUAAUGGUUGCAACGGUGGUUUAAUGGAUAAUGCAUUUAAAUAUGUUCAUGAUAACAAAGGUCUUGAUGAUGAAGCAUCAUAUCCAUAUGUUGGAAAAGAUGAAGCAGCUUGUAAAUUUCGUCGACCUUCCGUUGCUACAACAUGCGAUGGUUUUGUUGAUAUUCCACAAGGCAAUGAAACAGCAUUACAAGAAGCUUUAGCACUUCAAGGUCCUGUUUCAGUUGCUAUUGAUGCUAGUCAAGAAUCAUUUCAAUUCUAUGUAUCUGGUGUUUACUCUGAUCCCAAAUGUUCAUCAGAAGAUCUUGAUCACGGUGUUCUAGCUGUUGGCUAUGGUGUUGCUAAUGAUCCGGUUAAAGGUCAACAAGAAUAUUAUAUUGUUAAAAAUAGUUGGUCAGCUGCUUGGGGUGAUAAAGGCUAUAUAAAACUUGCUCGAAAUAAGAAGAAUAUGUGUGGUAUUAGUAGUGCUGCAAGUUAUCCAAUUGUUAGCGAUAAAUCGGUUCAAAGUGAAGUGAUUAAUUAUUAA
Adineta steineri is the source of this 1119-nucleotide messenger RNA. Lineage: Eukaryota; Metazoa; Rotifera; Eurotatoria; Adinetida; Adinetidae. The record is from the annotation of a GenBank genome assembly.